Molecule: messenger RNA, 1076 nt
Organism: Apodemus sylvaticus (European woodmouse)
Lineage: Eukaryota; Metazoa; Chordata; Mammalia; Rodentia; Muridae
Gene: Tpm2
Product: tropomyosin 2
Exons: 9
Coding region: 152-1006 (284 amino acids)
Biological process (GO): muscle contraction; actin filament organization
Cellular component (GO): actin filament
Molecular function (GO): actin filament binding
Source: RefSeq, a predicted model, not a curated record
CCUCCCCGCCUUUUAGGCGCCCGCGCUGCUGGGACAUCACAGUCCCUCUUGGUCCUCCUGACCUGUCCCCCGUGCAUCCAGUGCUCGCGGCUAGCCCAGUCUACCUACUCUUCACUGCUCGCCCGCCGCCGGCCCACUCCCCACUGCAGCCAUGGACGCCAUCAAGAAGAAGAUGCAGAUGCUGAAACUGGAUAAGGAGAAUGCCAUCGACCGCGCCGAGCAGGCCGAAGCCGACAAGAAGCAAGCUGAAGACCGAUGCAAGCAGCUGGAGGAAGAGCAGCAGGCCCUCCAGAAGAAGCUGAAGGGGACAGAGGAUGAGGUAGAAAAGUAUUCCGAGUCCGUGAAGGAUGCCCAGGAGAAACUGGAGCAGGCCGAGAAGAAGGCCACCGAUGCUGAAGCAGAUGUGGCCUCUCUGAACCGUCGCAUUCAGCUGGUAGAGGAGGAGCUGGAUCGGGCCCAGGAGCGCCUGGCCACAGCCUUACAAAAGCUGGAGGAGGCUGAGAAAGCCGCUGAUGAGAGCGAGAGAGGCAUGAAGGUCAUUGAAAACCGGGCCAUGAAGGAUGAGGAGAAGAUGGAGCUGCAGGAGAUGCAGCUGAAGGAAGCCAAACACAUCGCUGAGGACUCAGACCGCAAAUAUGAGGAGGUGGCCAGGAAGCUGGUGAUCCUGGAAGGAGAGCUGGAGCGCUCUGAAGAGAGAGCCGAGGUGGCCGAGAGCCGAGCCAGGCAGCUGGAGGAGGAGCUUCGAACCAUGGACCAGGCACUCAAGUCGCUGAUAGCCUCAGAGGAGGAGUAUUCCACCAAAGAGGACAAAUACGAAGAAGAGAUCAAACUUCUGGAAGAGAAGCUGAAGGAGGCUGAGACCCGAGCAGAGUUUGCUGAAAGAUCUGUGGCAAAGUUGGAGAAAACCAUUGAUGACCUGGAAGAGACUUUGGCUAGUGCCAAGGAAGAGAACGUGGAGAUUCACCAGACCUUGGACCAGACCCUUCUGGAACUCAACAACCUGUAAGGGCUGGCCCUCCUGCCUACCAGACUACAUAGUUGCCUCCUCAGGCCAAUAAACUGAUCUUUCUGGCGUG